Drosophila arizonae is the source of this 1531-nucleotide messenger RNA. It is a transcript of the gene Lapsyn, whose product is annotated as Leucine-rich repeat activity-regulated protein at synapses. The record is from RefSeq and is a predicted model, not a curated record. Lineage: Eukaryota; Metazoa; Arthropoda; Insecta; Diptera; Drosophilidae. Gene Ontology annotation, molecular function: protein binding.
UGUCGUAUAGAACGGUUCGGUUCCGGUGCUCGUCGCGUUCCGUUAAACUUAAAUAAAAUUAAAUAGAGAACAGAAUUUCGUGUUAAUUGAAAUACUACGGAAAUUUCGGUGAAACGAAAAUAAAUUUUGUGUAGUGUCUCGCGCCAGCCAUUCACAUCUACGAUAUACGAUCACAAUAAAUAAAGGAAAUGAUCUAGCUAAAAGAAUAUAUAAAUCAUGGCUGCUCAGGAUAACGCACGUUAAAUGGAAAUAUUCAACAUAAAUCUAUUGGAUUACCUAAGAGCAUGGAUCUGCGCUGCCUGCUGCUGAACAUUGUCUUCGUAUCCGUUGUGAAUGCUAUGCUGGCCUUUGGCAUCGCCAGCCAGGAUGAGCGCCGCUGUUCGGUGGGACGGAUUGAGAAACUGAUGCGCAUUCGCUGCUACAACAUGGAUCUCAAGGAGGUGCCACAGAACCUGAAGACAUCGGUUGAGGUACUGGACUUAUCGUACAAUCGCAUUAGGAAGCUGAAAAGUGGCUCGUUCCAGAGGUAUACCGAUAUUAAGUUUUUAAUGCUAUAUGAGAACAUGAUCUUAUCUGUGGAGCCGGGCACAUUUGCACCGCUCACCGCGCUCCAGGAAGUUGAUCUGUCGAAUAAUGGUCUGACCACGAUUCCCAUGGAGCUGUUCGCGUUGCCCAGGCUGCGCAAUCUCUACGUAGACAGCAACGAGCUGCGGGAGCUGCAUCAAGAUCUCGAAACGCUGCAGCGACCGAUUCGUGCACCGCUCGAGUACCUCAAUCUGGCCAAUUGUGACCUGCACGAUAUUCCCGAUCUGGGCAUAUUGCCAAAUCUCUGGCAGCUAAAUGUUUCGGCGAAUCCAUUGACAAACUUCCACAUCGAGAAGCUGGCAAAUUUGUGCCAUUUGCGAGUCAUCGAUCUGACGCGAACGCAGAUCAAUUCAUGCGACUGCCAGCAGGUGACCAAUCAUCUAAUGACGAUCGGCGCUAAUCCCAAAUUUGUGCCCGUCUGCAUGGAUUCGCUAGACAGCAGCGUGUGUCCACUGCCCUACAAUCGCACCGUUAACUCGGAAACAUUCCGUGGCUGUAUGGACAGCGCGGAGUUGGCCGAAGUGCGCAGCCUUUGGCUCUUUGGCGCUGGCUGCUUCGGUGGCGUCUUCUUGGUGCUGCUGGUAUUGUGGUACUGCAUCCACAGAUGGCGCAAACGGCGCGCUCGUCGACGUCUUAGCCAAUCAAUACGGAAUCGCAAACAUUUUGUGAUAUCGCCGCGAAAUGCAACCAACAAUCGGAUGGAGGAUGAACCCCUGCACUGUGAUACUGCCUCAGCAUGACCCUUAGCCUACACUUAGUUAAGAUCGAUGUAGUUAAAGUCCAGUUAUUUAUUAGCCUAGCUCUAGUGACCCUUAGUUUAGUAUGCCACAGACUAUCUAUCGAAUUGCCAUAUACCAACUAUGUGUACCAAAAACUUUAGCAAGUGCCUCAAGUGCUCAAGCUAUUUAAGGAAUUGUUCUACUUACUUUAUAUAAAUUUUACAAAC